AUAUAGGUGUUACUUUUUGCUAAAUCACAUACGACAGUUACUAGUUAUCACACAAGUUGCUGUUAUGUUGCUGUUUUUGAUGUUGUUGAUAGUCCCGGGCCACCCUCAAAAAGAACACCGACAUCAAAAGCCUAAGAUUAUCUCAGGGAUAUCAAACCAAACCGUAAAACCAGGAGAUAAACUUGAGCUGAAAUGUUCAGCUACAGGAACCCCUGCCCCAGUGGUUGUUAUCAACAAGAAAGAAGCAGGUCACCAAGGCCUCUACUUCCCUGAACCCCACCAAGACGUAGAGGGGUCUGGUAAAACUAAGAGGGUCUUUAACCCCAUCACCACAGCAGAUGAGGGAUGGUACGUCUGCAUAGCACUCAACCAGCGCAGCAUUGCAGUUUCAGAAGCAUACAUUAGAGUGGAGGACCCUUGUGAAGCUACAUGUUUACCCCCCAGAACCUGUUCAGAAGGACAGUGCUCCUGUCAGAGAGGGUGUGUCUCCACUUACUCACCCGUUUGUGCGUCAGACUGUCAGACCUACUUCAACAAGUGUCGUAUGGAACAGGUCAGCUGUGAGCUGGACACCCCUCUGACUGUACUGCACCCAGGACUGUGUAACGGUAAGAUAAUGUCCCCGAGUAUUAUCCUAUCAGAGAAGCAGGUGCACCUGGUACCCGGGGAGGGUGGUGUUAUCAGUGCUGCUGCUAGAGGCUACCCUCAACCCAGCAUUACCUGGUACAAGAUCCUAGACAAGUUCCUCCACUCCCACACUAAAGUCGGAGAAGGGGCUAGUUUAAGGGUCUACGAGGAAGGGGUAUAUUUUGGGGAGGCAGUCAACUGUUUGACUAGCCGAGUGAAGAGCAGCAUGGUUACCGUUACCAAGGUAACAGAGACGUUAACGGAGCUGAUAGCUAUGGUUACGACGGAGUUGGCAACUAAGACAAUAACAACAGUAGAAAAUAAAGCUACUACAACUCAACCCCUAACAACUGAAGCCUCACCAGCUGAUCUAACAACCCUCCCUAAACUGGAGGAUAUGAGAUCCUGUACAAUUAUUGGGGGGUCCCACGUGUCGACAUUUGACGGUUGGAGUUACCAGUUCCAUGGUUUCUGUUCUUAUGUGUUGGCUAUGGACUGUUUCUUCGCGUCCUGGUAUGUGUACGUGAGGUACAAAGAGUGCGACAGAGGCAGAUGUUUGGAUACGGUUGAUAUUAUCGACAGUGGCAACCACAUUGCUCUCUCCAGAGGGUGGGCUAUCAAUGAUGGCGGUAACAAGUUCCAGUAUAAAGAGAACACACCUUUUGUGGUGAAGGGAAUAUCCGGAAUACUACAGGACGAUCAGCUCACCAUGGCUCUUAAAAACGGGGUGUACAUCAGAUUUGAUGGCUAUUCCCUGGUUCAGGUGUAUGUUUCUGACAACGCUAAAACUUGUGGUCUUUGUGGGAACAACGACCGUGUUAAAGCUAAUGACAUAGAGAAAGGGAGGAAGAAAUACCAGACUUCUGCAGAGGUUGUGAACUUCGCGGAGUCCUGGAAACUACGAUCUAACUCCCGGUGUACCAGCACGAGUUUAGCCAACAAGCAGGUAUCCAACACCUGCACCCGAGACCCCCUCCGGCUGCAGACUCUGAGGGAGUGUAGGAAGUUGUUCAAACUAAACCUCUCUGCUAAGUGUGUCGGCAUUAAGGAACUUAAGUUUUACUACGAGUCGUGCAGGUAUGACGCGUGUCAUGGAGAGGACCCUCUAAAAGGCUACUCUAACGUGUGUUACAGUGGACAAGCUAUAGCUAAUUUGUGUGGAGUCGAGAGGAUGGACAGUGAGUGGGAGGAUAAAGUGGAGUGUGGAGCUAGAGAGGGUCGGAGAGAGGCAGUAUUUAAAGUGGGGUGUGUUUCUCCUGAGAACUAGAGAGGGUGGGAAAGGCUAUAUAUAAAAGUUAAACUAUCGUAGUAAAGAACUAUUUAUAACUAAAUUUCAACAGAUUUUUUACUUGUUUUAUACUCGUUAGUUUUUUAUAACUAUCUCUCAUUGAUUGAGGGUUGUUACUUUCCUUUUGAAAUAACAUACAUCGCACAAUACAUAUUGUAGCUUUGAAGACAUAGUUCAGUCAAUUAUACUGUUUGUAGCUUUUUACAAAUGAACCGCAAAUAAUUUUUCUCUUUAAGUUUAGUUACUUUUAUUGCUAUUUUGUUUAACGACCUUUCAGUUAUCUUUAUUAAUAUUAUGCAGUUUUUUAAAACACUGUACUAAUC
Molecule: messenger RNA, 2238 nt
Organism: Bolinopsis microptera
Lineage: Eukaryota; Metazoa; Ctenophora; Tentaculata; Lobata; Bolinopsidae
Product: mucin-6-like
Exons: 3
Coding region: 65-1894 (609 amino acids)
Cellular component (GO): extracellular matrix
Molecular function (GO): protein binding
Source: RefSeq, a predicted model, not a curated record